AUGUACCACAAAGGCGCAAUUGAGGGCUACCCUCUUCAGACCUAUGCAUCCGCAUUGCUGUUUAGCCCGACAGGUAGUCUCGUCAGACAGCUGUUUAAGCACGAAGAGCUAGAAGCAAUCAGCAUUAGGCCAACUCUAAGCGAGGAAUGGAGUGCGUGUCUGCAGACGCUCGAGGGCCAUAGCAGUACAGUCACCUUGGUGGUCUUCUCGCCCGACUCGACGCGGCUGGCCUCUGCGUCCGGCGACAGCACCGUUAAGAUGUGGGAUGCGAGCAGCGGCGCGUGUCUGCACACGCUCGAGGGCCAUAGCGAUUGGGUCAGCUUGGUGGCCUUCUCGCACGACUCGACGCGGCUGGCGUCAGCGUCCUACGACAGCACCGUUAAGAUGUGGGAUGCGAGCAGUGGCGCGUGUGUGCACACGCUCGAGGGCCAUAGCAGUACAGUCACCUCGGUGGCCUUCUCGCACGACUCGACGCGGCUGGCGUCAGCGUCCUACGACAGGACCGUCAAGAUGUGGGAUGCAAGCACCGGCGCGUGUGUGCAGACGCUCAAGGGCCAUAGCCAUUGGGUCAGCUUGGUGGCCUUCUCGCACGACUCGACGCGGCUGGCGUCAGCGUCCUACGACAGCACCGUUAAGAUGUGGGAUGCGAGCAGUGGCGCGUGUGUGCAGACGCUUAAGGGCCAUAGCAAUGAAGUCAGCUCGGUGGCCUUCUCGCACGACUCGACGCGGCUGGCGUCAGCGUCCCACGACAGGACCGUUAAGAUGUGGGAUGCGAGCACCGGCGCGUGUGUGCACACGCUUGACGUUGGCAAAGUUCUCUUCCAUUUAUCGUUCGAUCGCAACAGUUCUCGCCUCCUUACUGAAAUCGGGUCUAUCGAUACUUAG
Molecule: messenger RNA, 885 nt
Organism: Alternaria arborescens
Lineage: Eukaryota; Fungi; Ascomycota; Dothideomycetes; Pleosporales; Pleosporaceae
Exons: 1
Coding region: 1-885 (294 amino acids)
Molecular function (GO): protein binding
Source: RefSeq, a predicted model, not a curated record